Messenger RNA from Zea mays, 1567 nucleotides. RefSeq lists its product as uncharacterized. Gene Ontology annotation, cellular component: endoplasmic reticulum membrane. Lineage: Eukaryota; Viridiplantae; Streptophyta; Magnoliopsida; Poales; Poaceae. The transcript is spliced from 2 exons. Bases 103 to 1491 code for a protein of 462 amino acids. Gene Ontology annotation, biological process: lipid storage; lipid droplet organization. The record is from RefSeq and is marked validated.
CUCGAGACUGCCCCCUCCCCUCCACGAAUUCUCCUUCCAAAUGCAUAUACACCGCCACGAUUUCGUACCACCACGACCACCCAUCUCACCGAUCUCCUGCUCAUGGACGCCGACGAUCCCUCCGCCGCCACCGCUUCCUCCUCCGACGAAACCUUCUUCGAUGCCCUUGACUCGCUCCCCUCCCCGUCGCCUUCGCCUUCCCCUUCCCCUUCGCCUUCCCCUUCCCCUUCCCAUAUCUCCUCCUCUACGCUCCAUCGCCGCCCGCGCCGCGCAAAAAGUGUAAAGCAGCCCGACUCUAUUCUCUCAUCACCCCCCUCGGCCUCCGCGGCCACCUCCACCGUCACCGCCGUCGAGGACGAGCAUCUCAAGCCCGAUUCCUCCGAGGCCACCAGCGCCACUUCCCGUACUGACCCCGCACCCAAGGAGGAGGAGGAGCAGGAGGAGGAGGAGGAGGAGGACAUUAAGGCUACGGACGUGGAUGCGGUUGUUGAGGUGGAGGCGCCUGCUCCUACGGCGACGCCGUCGCCGGCCCCGAGCAUACUCGAGUACCUCGCCGUGCUCGUCGUUAAGGCAGUGGUCUUCCAGGUCAGCGCGCUCGUCAGCUGCCUCGCGUUCCCGGUUCGGCUGCUGCAAUGGUGGUUCCUCUUCGUGACCGACCCGCUCGGUCUGGCCCGGCGCGCGAGGGCGUGGGUGCUCGGUAUGGCUGGGGACGCCGCGGGCACUCUGAUCGCACGUCUUGGAGGAGGGGAUGGUAUGGGGAAGGUGGCGCGGAGGAUUGUGUGGGGGUCGCUCUGGGCUGCAUAUGUCUGCGCGGUUCUGUGUGCGCUGCUGAUUAUGGCAUUCCUGGGAGGGGGGCUCUUGGUGGGAAGAAUUGUUGAAGAACCUGUUCAAGUGACAGAGACCCUGAAUUUUGAUUACACCAAACCUAGCCCAAUGGCGUUUGUGCCGGUGCCGAGGUUGGUGCCCCCCAAUCAGCGGAUGCAGCUUGAGGUUUUGCUGACACUACCGGAGUCUGAUUACAACCGGAGGCUUGGUGUUUUCCAGGUAAGGGCAGAGUUUCUCUCCGCCGAUGGCAAAGUGAUCUCAACUUCAAGUCAACCAUGCAUGCUCAAGUUCAAAAGCGUACACAUGCACUUCAUCGAGACUUUUCUCCAGAGCGUCUCUCUUCUGUCCGGCUACUCAUCGGAAUCUCAGGUUAUUAGACUGAAGAUGAGGGGUAUCACCCAAGGUCUGGAACCAACAACUGCGGUGAGGAUAAUCCUGGAGCAAAGAGCAGAGUUUGGUCGCGGUGCAGGCAUUCCAGAGAUAUAUGUUGCAUCACUAAAGCUCGAGGGCGAACUUCCUCUCGUCAGAAGAUUGCUCUGGAACUGGAGGUGGACCUUUUUUGUCUGGAGCAGCACGGGGUUGUUUGCUAUUGAAUUGCUGUUUGGGCUUGUGUGCUGUAGAUCCUGUAUAUUUCCCAGGAGUGGACACAAUGUUGCUGCUCCUUAAGACCUUGGGCUAACCUCAUGUAACGUAUUGUACAAUUUCCGAAAUAAAUGAAAAGGCGGCAUUUGAUGUGGUACAA